CCUUCUCCUCAGUUAGUUUCUCUUCUCCAUGGCAAACUUAACACUUUAAUAGGCAAAUCAUCUGGUUAUAUCGAAAAUCUACCCGAAGAUGUAAAACGUCGCAUCCACGGUUUAAAUUACUAUCAAUCUGAACAUGCAAAACUGGAAGCAAAAUUUCAGGAAGAGAUCCUCGCAUUAGAAAAGAAAUAUUUAAAACUCUAUCAACCUUAUUAUGAAAAACGUUCGAAGGUUGUUCGUGGUGAGUGCGAACCAACGGAAGAAGAGAUUGCGACUGGCGCGUCACUUUAUGAACUUGAAAAGUCUGAAAGAGAAAAGGAAAAGCAGGCCCAAGAAGGUGAUCCAACUAUUGAAAAAAAUAAAGAUGUACAAGGGGAUCCAACUACUGAUGAAAGCAAAGAAGUCAAAGGAAUUAUUGAAGACUCCUGUAAGGGUAUCCCUGAAUUUUGGCUUACGGCCAUGAAAAAUUUAGUAACAAUUUCAGAUAACAUUACUGAACGCGACGAAGAGGCAUUAAAACAUCUAAAUGAUAUUCGCAUCUCAUAUCUUGAAAAUCCUGGCUUUCAGCUUGAGUUUGAAUUUGAGGAAAACAAAUUUUUCUCUAACACUCUUUUGGUAAAAACAUAUUACUAUCAAGAAGAACCUGGGUAUGGUGGUGAUUAU
Messenger RNA from Racocetra fulgida, 660 nucleotides. NCBI's taxonomy places the organism in Eukaryota, Fungi, Glomeromycota, Glomeromycetes, Diversisporales, Gigasporaceae. The record is from the annotation of a GenBank genome assembly.